GCUACCCUAGCAGUUCAAAAGCAUGCAAAAUGUGAGUAGAUAAAGAGGUACCACUUCGGCGGAAAAAGGCAAAAGAGAUGCUCCAAGCAGUCUUGCUGGCAACACAACAGAAAGGUGACAACAACAGAAAGGUGACAAUUUUCAACUUAGCUUGAAAAUGGAGAAGAACACCUCUCCCAGAGCCAGAGACGAGCACCGUCUCCAAAAGCCAGAACUGAAAGGAGAAGCCUUUGCCUUGUCUGUGUUUGUGUGUCUCAUUGUAUGCUAUUGUAAGGCAUUGAAUGUUUGCCUAUGUCUGCUAUAAAUGCUGUAAUCCACUCUGAGUCCCCUAGGGAAGAAGGGCAGAAUAUAAAUAAAAUGUGUUGUUGUUGUUGUUGUCAUUGUUGACAAAUGCACAUUUAGUUAAAGUUCUAAAAUCAAGUUGCUUCUUUUUGUCUUGGGAAUUUCAAACACAAUUUGACUGAUUUUAUCUAAUCGUUUUGCCCUAAGGGCUAAGGAUUGUGAGCUUGAACUUCCUCCAGUUUUGACAUUUCCAAAGAAAUGAAAUGAGAUGUUGAUUUGGAAAGAUGAGACAAUACUCCCUAUUAUUAUUGUGAAUCACUCACCACCCACUGCAUCAGUUUCCUCCAAUCAGCUCCGCUGAUAAAUAUUAUGUCAUGAAGCAAUUCGUUCAGAACAACUAGACCUUUGAACUGCACUGCUUUAUGGAUUCUGAUGAAGACUGCACAGACUUUUGCCUGAAGGAGGCAACGUUCUGAGUUUAGGCUGAUUUGGCAGCUUGGAAUCCAGCAGCAAUACCUCCAUCCUUGCUCAUCCUAUGGACUGAUGCUCUAACAUAUACUGUACUUAUAGUUUAAGGAACCAAAGUACUGUGUUUGAGCUCAUUUUAUCAGCUUGCAAUUCUGCAAUCAUGUCUCCAGUCCUUCUCAUCGUAGGGACUGUUGCUCUUGUGCAUAGUGUCUUUGCAGCACAGGCAAAAAAAUGUCCUGAUCCUGGACUCUUGAAGAAUGGAAAUAUACAUUUUACAGAUUUCAGCUACCCAAAUUUUAUAAACUUUUCAUGUGACCCAGGGUAUAUUCUUCAAGGACCUAACACCAGUCAAUGCCUAAAAAAUGGGCAAUGGAGUGCUAAGCUUCCUAAAUGUCAACCUGUGAUUUGUCCUCAACCUCCAGUUUGUGAAUUUUCAGUCCUUUUGUACCACAGACUUAAGCCAGGAAACAUAUCAGUCUUCCAAGACGAAAUCAAAUUUGAAUGUUUAUUGCCUUAUGCCCUGUUUGGAAAUGAAAUAGCUGUCUGUCAGGCUGAUGGGAAAUGGAGUGCAGUACCAGAAUGCAGAUCUGUAGAAUGUCCACGACCAGAUGGUAUAGAAAAUGGAUACAUAUAUUUGCUUCUUCGCAGACCAUACCAUUACAAAGAAACUGUGACCUAUGGUUGCAAUCCAACAUAUGUGCUGGAUGGACCUGUAGAAUCCAGAUGUGAGAAGACAGGCCAAUGGUCAAGAAAACCAACCUGCAGAGCGCCAUGUGCCAUUCCUGUCAAAAGAGCCACUGUGUUAUACAACAGUCAGAAAGUAAAAGUGCAAGAGCGCCUCAAGAAUGGAGUACAACAUGCGGAGUUCAUUUGGUUUUUCUGUAAAAAUAAAAAACAACACUGUAGUUAUAAAGUACCUGCUCAGUGUGAUGAUGGCAAGUUCACAGUCCCUGCCUGCUUCAGAGACCAGAGGAUUCAACUGUUCUGGAAAACAGACGUGGCAGACCUACCACCAUGUGAAACCAUUAGAAGAGGUGCAUAAGAGGAGCAUCCGAUUCACUCCUGCAUUACAUCAACCUGCAGUUGAAGGAAUAUCACCACCAGUAGAUUCUACACAGGCCUUUAGAAGUAAUUAUGCUUGCUGACUUUACAUUUAAGCUAUAACAUUUUUGAUUUAAUGGUACAUCUCAAGAUAUAUACAUGUAACUUUCUUAAAGUAUACAAGUGUGUAAAGAGUACUGUCCUAUUAAAGGAAAUUGUGUUACCAAUAGAUGUCAUAAUGUCACACUGGUUUUCUAAUAUGAUCAUUGUUACUUUUCUCUUCUUUUUAUACUUGCUUACACAUAUUUCUUUUCUGAUAUAACUAUGGUAUUGACCAAUGACCCACAGAAAUAUUUCUUGGGAGUUCAAAUUUAUGUCAAUGUUUAAUAUUGCAUUUCUUGUACAUUUCAGAAAAAAAAUGCUAAACUUUUGUUG
This is a messenger RNA of Anolis sagrei ordinatus, 2226 nucleotides long. NCBI's taxonomy places the organism in Eukaryota, Metazoa, Chordata, Lepidosauria, Squamata, Anolidae. The record is from RefSeq and is a predicted model, not a curated record.